AUGUCUACUAUCCACCGAUACGAUAGCGCCACGUUUGAAAGUCCAUCUCGAGUGUUGGAGAUGGACGAAAGGGAGAUUAAUAGAAAGAUCAGCCAAGGAAUUGAUCGGGACAUCCUCAAGGAAAAUGGCAGAACGCCAGUUAGAUUUGGCAGUGGAGUCGAUUAUGACGCUGGCAGGGACCGAAGAUCGCCUAUUAGAAGCCAGCUUGGUAUGGAUAUCAAUGCAUUCAAAGACGCGCGGACGCCAACUCGAUUAGUUGUGCGAAAUGAUGUCGAUCCUGUUAAAGAGCGAAGGUCGCCGACUAAAGCCCAGCCUACCAAAGCCCAGCCUAGUAAUGUGGAAACCAAUGCACUCAAAGAUCAAAGAUUGGGCCAUUCCCGAUAUGACACAGAUCUGUUUCGAGAGAGGAGAUCACCAGCCAAAGCUGGUAAGAGCCGCUCACCCCUACACAGGGCCACUGCCGCCGACAGCAACAACACCACCAACAACGCAGAAUAUAUAUUUAAUAACCACAGUCAUUUGCAUCAACUUCAGGAAGAAAACUCGCGGCUCAUAAAAGAAGUAUCGAACCUCAAGGCUGAAUUGACCAAGAUGGAACUAAGAAGGGAUUCAUUGGACGAGGCGUUGCAAUCCUGCUCUGGUGAUUUACUCUUGGAGAAGCAGAGAGUAGUGGAAUUAGAACAAAGGGAAAAGUACAUGAAGUUGGAAAUUGAAAAUCUAAAAGAAGCUAAUAGCUCUAUACCGAAGUUGAAUGGGAAAAUCGAUUUCUACAAGAAUCACAUCAACACUUUGCAGAAAUCCAACCUCGAGCUUGAUAAUAUGAGAGUCAGACAAUUGGCCAAAUUAGAGCAGUUGGUUGCUCAGCGAACAUUAUGGAGAAAACACUGUCGUUGUUUUGUUCCAUCAGACAAGAGGGAGGCGCAUAGGGAGACGCAGAAAGAAACGCAAAGGCAAGUUUCUCUGGAAGCUGAAAAAAUGCCAAAUGGUCCUCCAGAGACAAGUGCCUGUGCAGAAGCGCGAGCAAACAACAAUGAUGCGUCUCUGGUGAAAGCAAACAACCCACCUUUUAAUGCCGACCAGAUGUUGCUGAUGCUCGAGGAAGUGAAAAAAUUGCUCACUAGCCUUCUUCUGAGCCCAGUUGAGAGAGACGUUGGACUCUUGCGAAACGAGGCUUUAGAAUUGUUGAAAAUAUAUUUUGCAAAUGAAAUUGAAACUGCAGCUGCAAAAGCAUUUGGAAAUAAAAAAGCUGCCGAUCGUGUUUCAGCUACACAGAGAAAAGAUGAUUGUGGAAAUGGAAAUUGCAGUGACAGUGACAGUGACAUUAACAGUGACGACGCAAGCAAGGGCCUUGUGUCUGAUGAUGUUGAUAGCAAAACGAAAAAGUCGCUGAAUAGCCCCAUACCCAUACUGCAGCCAGUGUCGAAACCUCUGAAGCCACAUAUAUCGGAUGAAGGCGCAUCUCGAACAGACGCAGAGAUUUCGACGCCGGUAAAGGAUCUGCUGAGCACUGUGAACCUAGUGAAGGAUCAACAAAAGAGCAUUCUGCCAGAGAGAGCAGUCUCGGCCCUGUCUUUUACUCCUAAAGUGCAACUCAACAUUUACUUGAACACGAAACAAAAUGGUGAUUGGAAGCAACAAGACCUCGUCUUGGAAAAUGUUGCCUAUAGCCCGGAUGUUGAAAAGAGCUCAAAAGAAGCUGGGCGUCGUGUCUCAAACUCGGAAUCAACGGAGAAACCAGAGCUUGAAAAUCUGCAAUCUGAGUCCAAUAUGCCAUUGAAAACGACAACAAUAACGGUUUGCUCACCUCCCGCAAAAGAGGAUUGCAAACGACAGUCUGGGCGUCUGGAGAAACAAAGUCUGUCUCAAGAAUCUGGAGCCGAUGCUUCGAACAGAAACCACAAAAGUGAUGAUGAGCCCGUUCACUUCCCCGCAUCUUCAAGCCGCGUUUCCAAAAAAAUGAUUGACCAUGCUAGUCAGAAUAAUUUUACGCGGCAAAAAGACAAGAUUGAUCAACAAUCGCCACCAGUUACCCCAACUCGUUUAUCUUCAGGAGACGUUUUGCAACAAUACAGCAAGCUGAUAUCGGGGAUUAUUUCUCCUCCCGAUUGGCAUGCAGGUGCAAAGAGUGUCAAAGGACCCUCUGAGUCUGUGAAGGAUUAUUGCAGCGGGGGACGAUACCCACCAGAGAAUAUUCCGGACUCAGAUCCCACCAUUUCGCCACGACAUCAACAACCCAUAUCUAGCCAAUUCAAAAUGCAUCCUGAAGCUACCAGCACGCGCAAGUCAGCACACUUUGUCAACAGCAGAGAGCCAACACAAUACGCCAAGGGUCAGGCUAACCCAUACAGCACCACUACCACCACUAGUACAGCUACUACUACUGAAACUGAUGAGAUGUUAUUGACUCCCGAUGCAAGUCCCGAGAUAGACUGUGAGGGCUGCUUUGGGAAGGAGGACAUCACUGGCUCGAAGCUUCUUGGAGACUACGUGCGGUAUGAAAAGCAAUGCUCGUAA
Messenger RNA from Lodderomyces beijingensis, 2514 nucleotides. Lineage: Eukaryota; Fungi; Ascomycota; Pichiomycetes; Serinales; Debaryomycetaceae. The record is from the annotation of a GenBank genome assembly.